AAUUUACCAGCUACCAUAUUAUCUCAGCACAGAUGCUUCGAUUCCGGUCAUCCAACUGAAUGCUCGCUCACUCACGCUGCUUGACCACUCACUCCAUGGAUCUCGAGCAUGGCAGCAAGAAGCCCUCUGCUGCACCGGCUGAAACCUCAACCUGCACGCUCCUGCAGCUCAGGGGCAAGCUCGUCACCCUGCAGCCGGUCGUGCUGCGCGCGUCUGUGGUCCUGGCCACCGCGGCGGCGGCCAUGGUCAUGGUGCUCAACACCCAGUCCUACACCGCGGUGGUUGCCAUCGUCGGCACCCGGCCGCUCAUGCAGACCUUCACUGCAAAGUUCAGGGACACGCCUGCGUUUGUAUACUUUGUCGUAGCCAACUCCAUUGCCGGUGUGUAUAACCUGGUGGUGUUGCUGCUGAUGAGGCGCUUUCUGCGUUCAAGGACGGCGAGUUUAGUUGUGCAGAUGCUUGACAUGGUGAUCAUGGCUCUGUUGGCUACCGGUGCCGCCACAGCGGCCUCGAUGGCCGAGCUAGGCAAGAACGGUAACUUGCACGCGCGGUGGAACCCGAUAUGCGACAGAUUUGGUUCCUUCUGCAGCCGCGGAGGCAUCGCGCUGGUGUCAUCGUUCAUCGGCGUCGCCUUCAUGCUGGCCCUGAACCUGCUGUCAGCUGCAGCCAGCGCUCACCGGCCCAGUGCGGCGGGGCGAUGAGUAGUCUGCAUCUCAGACAGCUCAUCCACAACAAUGCAUUGUUCCUGCACCUGGAUAUCACUCUGGUCAGGGCAACACAACUGUGAGUGAAUGAGUGAGUGAGUCUCUCUGAUACACAUGUGGGAGCUGGAUCGCAGCAGAGAGUACUGCCAAAUGUGGUGCCAAACUGUUGCAUCAUGCUUGGCCUGAAAUGAGUAAACCAAGCAAGAGUAGACAAGCACAUAACUGCAGUUGGUUAUGGAUAUUUGAUUAGAUCAGUUCUUACAUAAAUCGAGUCGUUGCGCUAUUAAAAUCCUACUGGUCCGUGGUUGUAAGUUAUAACUGGUAGUGUUGUAUAGAUGCUACUUUCUUGGGUAUGCUACUUUCCAAACGAUUUGUGCUUAUUGUACUGCAUGGGACUUUGUCUUAUGAGUAAAAUGUACCGGCUAUCUCUAAAAUUGUUCGGGGUGUCAUCAGAUCCCCAAACUCUCAAAGUACAUAUUUGAGUCAUCCAGGUUUAAAAUCUCAAAAAUACCCCUCCGCCCACAUGGCCGCUGUCAGAGAGAGGAUGGGCAAAGCAUGCCUAUUG
Messenger RNA from Phragmites australis (common reed), 1269 nucleotides. RefSeq names its product CASP-like protein 1B1. The transcript has 3 exons. The record is from RefSeq and is a predicted model, not a curated record. Bases 60 to 701 code for a protein of 213 amino acids. Lineage: Eukaryota; Viridiplantae; Streptophyta; Magnoliopsida; Poales; Poaceae.